Messenger RNA from Chiroxiphia lanceolata (lance-tailed manakin), 2276 nucleotides. It is a transcript of the gene MEN1, whose product is annotated as menin 1. Bases 182 to 1951 code for a protein of 589 amino acids. Gene Ontology annotation, cellular component: chromatin; histone methyltransferase complex; nucleus. Gene Ontology annotation, biological process: regulation of transcription by RNA polymerase II; negative regulation of cell cycle; negative regulation of cell population proliferation. The record is from RefSeq and is a predicted model, not a curated record. The transcript has 10 exons. NCBI's taxonomy places the organism in Eukaryota, Metazoa, Chordata, Aves, Passeriformes, Pipridae. Gene Ontology annotation, molecular function: Y-form DNA binding; chromatin binding; transcription cis-regulatory region binding.
CGUCGUGCCCCGCGCUGCCCGCGCCGGCGGCGGCCUCGGCCCCACCACGGUGCUGAAGCCAUGGCAGAAAGCUCCGUCCCUGCUCUGUGCCCGCCGUGGUGGGGCUGAGCCCCUGAACCCUGUGACACCCUAAACCACCCUGUAACCCCCAUAAACCCCCCUUCCCCCUCCAGGCCCCAGGAUGGGGCUGAAGCCGUGGCAGAAGGCGCUGUUCCCGCUGCGCUCCGUGGCCGCCGUGAUCCGGCUGUUCGAGGCCGAGCUGCGCCAGCCCGAGCCCGACCUGGUGCUGCUGUCGCUGGUCCUGGGAUUCGUGGAGCACUUCCUGGCCGUGAACCGCGUCCUGCCCACCAACGUCCCCGGGGUCACCUUUGAGUCCCGCCCAGGGCCGGACCCCCAGACCCGCCUGUACUUCCCGGUGGCCGAGCUGUCCAUCGUGGCCGCGCUCUACGCCCGGUUCACGGCCCAGAUCCGGGGGGCCGUGGACCUGUCCCUGUACCCCCGGCCCGACGGCUGCUCCUCCCGGGAGCUCGUGCGCAAGGUGUCCGAUGUCAUCUGGAACAGCCUCAGCCGCUCCUACUUCAAGGACAGGGCCCACAUCCAGUCCCUCUUCAGCUUCAUCACUGGUACGAAGCUGGACAGCUCAGGGGUGGCCUUUGCCGUGGUCGGGGCCUGCCAGGUGCUGGGGCUGCCGGACGUGCACCUGGCGCUGAGCGAGGACCACGCCUGGGUGGCCUUUGGGGCCGGAGGGGCCCAGACCGCCGAGGUCACCUGGCACGGGAAGGGCAACGAGGACAGGAGGGGACAGCCCGUGCAGGCCGGGGUGGCAGAGAGGAGCUGGCUGUACCUGAAGGGUUCGUACCUGCGCUGCACGAGGCACAUGGAGGUGGCGUUUAUGGUCUGUGCCAUCAACCCGUCCAUCGAUGGCCACACCGACAGCCUGGAGCUGCUGCAGCUGCAGCAGCGCCUGCUCUGGUUGCUUUACGACAUGGGGCACCUGGACAGGUACCCCAUGGCCCUGGGGAACCUGGCGGACCUGGAGGAGCUGGAGCCGACCCCGGGCAGACCUGACCCCCUCACCCUGUACCACCAGGGCAUCCAGUCCGCCCGCACCCACUACAACAACGAGCACAUCUACCCCUACCUGUACCUGGCCGGGUUCCACUGCCGCAACAAGAACGUCAAGGAGGCCCUGCAGGCCUGGGCUGACACGGCCACCGUCAUCCAGGACUACAACUACUGCCGGGAGGACGAGGAGAUCUACAAGGAAUUCUUCGACGUGGCCAACGACGUCAUCCCCAACCUGCUCAAGGAGGCGGCGGCCGAGCCCCCCCCGGGGGCUGAGGGGGCCCCCGGGGGGCUCCCGGCGCUGCAGGACCCCGAGUGCUUCGCUCACUUGCUGCGGUUCUAUGACGGGAUCUGCCGCUGGGAGGAGGGGAGCCCCACCCCGGUGCUGCACGUGGGCUGGGCCACCUUCCUCGUCCAGUCCCUCGGCCGCUUCGAUGGCCAGGUGCGGCAGCAGGUGACACUGCUGUCGGAGGACCCGGCCCCCCCCGAGGCGGAGCUGGGGGGCCCCGAGGACCCCCGGGACUGCCGGCGCCGCGGCCCCCGCCGCGAGUCCAAGCCCGAGGAGCCGCCCACCCCCAAGAAAGGCGGGGAGCGCCGGCCUCCCCCCCGCGCCCCCCGGCCCGAGGAGACGCCGCCCGCUCCCCCCGCGGCCCCGCCGGCCCCCGCGCCCCCCGGGCCGCCCCCCACGCCCCCCCCAGGGCCGGUGCUGCGCUUCCGCUCGCAGAAGAUGCGCGGGAUGAAGGAGCUGCUCCGCGCGGCCAAAGUGAACUCGAGUGCCAUCAAACUGCAGCUCACGGCGCAGUCCCAGGUGCAGCCGCGCCGCCCCCGCGCCCCCCCCGGCGCCUACCCCCUACCCUUCCUCAAGAGACCCCGCAAGGGCUCCUAGGGGACCCCGAAAUCCCAGCGGGGGAACCCAAAAACCUGCCCGCAACACCCACCCCCUGCCCUUCCUCAGGAGACCCUGCAAAGGAUCGUAGGGGGCCCCAAAAUCCUGGGGGGGGGGGGAGCGAAAAACCCGGUCCUGAAUCACCCCACUGUGCCCACCUCUGAGACCCCAAGUCCUGUCCAGUCCCUCCUCCCCUUCCUCAGGACACCCCAAAAGGGCUUGUGGGGGACCCAAAAAACCCAGCCCCAAACUCAGGGGGAACCCCCAAACCUGCCCCUGACACCCCCCUGUCCUUCCUCAAGAGACCCCAAAAAAGGGCUGAGAA